Messenger RNA from Saccostrea cuccullata (small rock oyster), 1041 nucleotides. RefSeq lists its product as uncharacterized. The transcript has 3 exons. Gene Ontology annotation, molecular function: tumor necrosis factor receptor binding. Bases 62 to 928 code for a protein of 288 amino acids. The record is from RefSeq and is a predicted model, not a curated record. NCBI's taxonomy places the organism in Eukaryota, Metazoa, Mollusca, Bivalvia, Ostreida, Ostreidae. Gene Ontology annotation, biological process: immune response. Gene Ontology annotation, cellular component: membrane.
CGAGUUGGAAUUGUCAACAAACAAAGUUGGAUAGCUAUGUGCAUGUCGUCUCCAUAAAACCAUGUCGGUUAAAUGUGAAGCAUUUUUCAAGAAAGGGGACAUUCUCAAGAAUGUGUUGCUUAUCUCUUUUAUAUUUAAUCUGAUUUUAUUGUGUGUUUUUGUAACUUUACUUGCCAUAAGAAAUAACAUUCACCGUAAAAGUCAAAAGGAAGAUGAUUAUUCUCGUGCCUGGAAUAAUGGCUUCGAGGAUUUGAAUAAUGGGAUAAAGUUAACAGAAGACAGCGUAUGUGUGUCAUGUGAUGAACUUGGAAACAGCAUAGUAGCCAAAGAGACACUUUAUCAAUCCAUUUUGAAAACGAAAUGUGGGGCAAAAUUUUGCUGUUACAAAGACAAAGAUUUAAAAACGCUUAUAUCAAUGAUUUUGGAACACCCUGAUCAUCAACCUGCAGUAGAUGAAAUGACAAAUAUUCAACAAAAUUUCCACUGGUGGUCCAAUCGAUCAAAUGCAGCUCACUUGUUUCUGAGUCACGCCAGUUCCCCACCUAAAUGGACAGUUAGCAAUAUUUCAGGUGUCUCCUUUACCAACUUACCCAUCACAGAGAACCGGAUUAAAAUUCAGAAAGAGGGCAUUUACUAUAUAUACGCAGCCUUCUCUUUAAAUCUCAGUAAGUGUGGACCUGAAAUUCCUCAAAUGUAUCAUAACAUAACAAGUCAACAUCCCUGGCUAAAAAACACAGGACCAGAGCUUCACUUCAUGAAUAAAUAUGGAGGAUUUGCAAAUGCUUGGAAAACUCGCCAUACCAGUUUCUUGAGUGGAAUUCUUCAUUUAAGGCGUGGAUUUGAAGUUGCAACUCAGAUAUCAACAACUUCAUUUCUAGACCAAUCAAAGUAUUCGAACUUUUUUGGACUGUUUGAAUUAAAUGUUUAGUUGUUUUUCUCUAUCUAUCCAAGGUUUAUAUAAGUUUUGUUGUUUUUGUUUACAAGUAUAUACAUGUUAAAUGUGACUAUUUGUCAAUGGAUAAUAAAACUGAAAAUAUAUAA